AUGGGUAGGCAAAACCACUCAUUGCAGCUUAUCAACAUGGAUGCGCGCCGAAAUCGGUCCUUCGGUGGAUGCGGUACGUGUCGGAACCGCCGUAUGAAGUGUGAUGAGGGGCGACCGACAUGCUCUUUGUGCGAGGCAUCUGGCCUUGCAUGUAGUGGUUACGAGAAAAACAUCUUUUUCGAUUUCGAAAAUAUUCCCAGCUCUGGCAUGUCGCGGUUUCGACGUCCUUUGCUCACAGAAGAGGAACGUGAGUCUAUGAGCGAUGAGUUGGUUUCGAGCAUUCCACCAGCUUUAACUCUCUGGCACAUUGCUCAGAUUGAGGAAGAGUGUGAGAGACUCUCAGCCGCUCAAAGCAUAGAGAUAAGUCGGGGUCCUUUCGGAGUAAUCCGGUUACCUCGGUUGCCAAAUAAGUCUCAUAAGGUCUUGUGCAAAACUAGUGAGGAACCAAGUUUUGCCGAUGGUGCGGUUGCUGCUGGAGAUGUCGAGGGCGCUUAUCAUAGAGAGCCUGAAGCAGUUGAUGAGGAGCUCGAAGUUCAUUCUGAAGGUGUGCCUUUGGAAGAACCGCCAUUACCGGUAGAUCCGAGCCUUCAAACUCUAGACGAGAGGUCAUCCAGUUCCAUGACCGACUUGUGGAAUACGAGUGAAUGGUGGAGCAUGGACGACCUACCUUGCAUGGAUGGUUGGUGGGAUGGGCCGAUAGAUUUGGAUUCAAGCCAACAUAUUCCGGCCGAUAUAUCAUUCACCAUGUUUCAGCAGUCUCCAUCAGGUUUUAUGGACUCCCGUCAUCCAAAUGUCUCAAGUAUCCUUACUGAGGCACAACCCCAGCAGUUGACAACACGGCGAAGCUCAUCCAUACCGCCCACCAUCGACUGUGCCGUUCCUCAUGAUGCAGUCUUUCUCCUCAAGCAUUACUCUACAACAGUACUUCGCUGUUUCACACCGUUCCGCCACAGUAAAACGCCCUGGCAUGUUCUGUUUAUCCCUUACGUUAAAGGCUGCUUGGCCGCUCUCACACUAGGAGAAGAGAUGGACCACGCCAGCUUGACCGUGUUCUUUGGAACCCUUGCAGUUAGUGCGUCCAGCCUUGGCGGCAUUUCCAACUCCAGCAAAUGGUCAGAGCAGGCAAAACAAUACAAACAGCGGGCUUAUCGCCAUGCUCGUUCGAUGCUACAGACAGCUUAUGACGUCCCCAAGACGGCAAAGUACAAGUCCACACUCAUAGCAAUUUUAACCAUGGUUCAGAUCUCGAGCGUUUCCGGCACCAGAGAUCAAGUGGAAUGUUACUUACUCGAGGCGGAAAAGUUCAUUCGUGUCAAGGGUCUUAACCGCAAGAAGUCGCGCAAAGUCCGUCUUCUACAUCAUUGCUAUGCUUUCGAGAGGUUCUUGCAUGAGAGCACAUUUUCUGGUAGUAGCCAGUCCGCACAACGCAAGCAUGUGCGCAAGGAAAUCGAGUCCAGCAACGCCAGCUCCUAUAGCCAGGACAGCUUAUCUUUUCGGUUGGCGGACUGGGUCAAUCUCGACCAAGAGAUGCUCAAGGUCAAAGGUCAGCAAGAAGGGGAAAAUGAUCUACACUUACAGAUACCUGGCAUAUGGGCCCCCACACUUUACCCUGAAAUUUUCGGUAUCCCCGAAAUUCACAUAUUCUUGCUCUCCCUUGUCAUCCGCCUAAGAAGAGCAAAGAACGAAGAAGAAUACUCAGGCAUGACUGGUCUCUCAGACUUCAUGAGCCGCUCCAAAGCUGUUGAAAAGUGUAUCCAUCAACUCAAGCGAACAUUCAACCAUGUAGUAGCAGAUACGCCGGUCAUGGACCGGGACGCGCAACAUUGCCAGCAACUCCUGGAUAAUCUUGCCCAGGCCAUGCGGCUUGCGCUGGCUAUAUACUUUUAUCGAGUAGUUUACGAUGUGGAGGCUGACAUGUUGCAAGAUAAGGUUGCCGGUGUUCGAGACUGCCUGCUUCGGUUUGAAGCGACAGAGUCAGAGAUGGCACACGGUUCUGCUAGGCUUGUGUGGCCUGCUUUCAUAGCUGCUAGUGAGGCUGAGGAUACGGAGAUGCGGCUAUCAUUUAGUAAAUGGUUCAAGGACUGGGAGCGCCGCAGUGGUCUCCGAAUAUUUAGUGACUCGUUGGCUGACGUUGAGAGACGCUGGGAGGUGAAGAGACGGGCGCAAGAGGCAAAUGUGGCUGUUACCGGCGCAGGGUCAGGUAUUGGCCUUGCCACCGCUCAACUUCUGGCCUCGCGAGGCGCCAAGUUAUCUCUUGCCGACAUAAACGAAACGUCAUUGAAAGAAGCUGUCGAUUCUCUGGCAGACUCAAGUAUACACAUGUACGAGGUUGUUGAUGUCAGAAACGGUGAAGCGGUAGACAAGUGGAUUCAAACCACCGUUCAGAAGUUCGGCCGGCUCGAUGGCGCGGUGAACAUGGCUGGAGUCAUCACUCACGCCAGCCCUGUGACAGAACUUUCAGACAAGGACUGGGAUUUCGUCUUCUCUGUAAAUGUAAAAGGUGUUUUCAACUGCCUGCGAGCUCAAUUAAAUGCCAUGACUGCCGGUGCAAGCAUUGUAUCAGCUGCGAGCGUUUUUGGUCAAUUUGGUGCCCCUGGAAACUCCGCAUAUUGCGCAAGUAAAGCAGCUGUCAUCGGAUUAUCAAGGACCGCAGCGAAGGAAAAUCAACAUAUUCGUGUUAACUGCGUCUCACCAGGAUCUGUCAACACACCGUUAUCAAGAGGUGAGAACCCAGAGGACGUGAAGCGUGGCCUACAGGUCACCGUCCAGAAGCGAAGAGCAGAGCCUAUCGAGGUUGCGCGAGUCAUCGCAUUUCUUCUCAGCGACGAAGCAACUUUCGUUACGGGAGCUGUAUAUAAUGUUGAUGGCGGUUGGGUGUGUUAG
Messenger RNA from Colletotrichum truncatum, 2883 nucleotides. RefSeq lists its product as uncharacterized. Gene Ontology annotation, biological process: regulation of DNA-templated transcription. Lineage: Eukaryota; Fungi; Ascomycota; Sordariomycetes; Glomerellales; Glomerellaceae. Gene Ontology annotation, molecular function: zinc ion binding; oxidoreductase activity; DNA-binding transcription factor activity, RNA polymerase II-specific. The record is from RefSeq and is a predicted model, not a curated record.